Molecule: messenger RNA, 4065 nt
Organism: Capsaspora owczarzaki ATCC 30864
Lineage: Eukaryota; Filasterea; Ministeriida; Capsasporidae
Product: cytoplasmic FMR1-interacting protein 1
Exons: 14
Coding region: 61-3888 (1275 amino acids)
Biological process (GO): regulation of translation; cell morphogenesis; regulation of actin filament polymerization
Cellular component (GO): SCAR complex
Molecular function (GO): RNA 7-methylguanosine cap binding; small GTPase binding
Source: RefSeq, a predicted model, not a curated record
UUUCAUUCUUUUUUUUUUUUCUUUGUUUUUUCUUCUUCUUCUUCUUAUUGUCUUCCCAUCAUGAGCUUGGCCACCUCGCUGAACAACGUCGCGCUGCUGUCCCAGCAUGUGCUUGUGGACAACCAGCCUGCCAUCCAGCCGCGGCCGAUCAGCGUGCAGCUCAACGCGUCGCUGGACACGGCCUUUGGAGACGCAGACCUCUACAGCAACCUCCAGUCGCAUCUUGCUGGCGAGGCUCGCUUCAUGCGCAAAAUGUAUGCCAAUGUCGAUGAGGCCAUGCGUUACUUUGGCAUCAUUUAUGCAACUCGCUCCUUGUCCAAGGCUCUGCCGCAGGUCAAGACGCAAGAUCAACCCGAUCGCGUGGCAAUCUACGAAAAGACGCACGACAUUCUGCGCCCAGAGGUCGAGAAGAUGAAGGAGUUUAUGCGCUUUGCCAACCGCGCUUGCGCCGAGCUCGUCGAAGUCAUCAAGUACCUGGCUGCCAUCUACAACAAGAACAAGGAGCCCAUCGUGUCGGAGCCGCUCCUGCUCUCGAUUGUGCACCUCCUCAACGGCUUCUCCCUGCUUGAUAACAUGAAGAACAUGAAGACAGCCUGGAACAAUGACUUUGCCAUGUACAAGCGUGCUUGCACCAAUUUGAAGCGCAUGGACGAGGGCGAGACGAUGGAAAACCAGCACUUGUACCUGUUCCUGGCAAACCACGACUGCAUCUCCACCAAACUUCGAACGGACGUUGUGGGCAUUGACGGUUAUGUUGAAGUCCUGACGAGCGUCGUCAACGUGUGCGUUGAUUACUAUGAGGAAGAUCAGUUUGCGCUUCCCGACGAAAAGUACGCGCUUUUGCGUGCCAUGGCCUUUUCGCUGUCCAUGAUUGACGGUAACGACGAGAAGACGAGCAUUCUUCGUAACAAGCGUGUCAAGUUGGACCGUGCCCUCAAGAUUCUCCGAAGCUGGCCAAUCAUUCCGCUGAUUGGCGACAUGCAGAUGGACCCGUCUGCCUACAUGAAGCAUGCGCCGCAUAUUGAGCGCAGCAAGCUGCAGCCGGAAACGGAGGAUGAAAUCCUGAAGCUCCAGACAAAGUACCGCAUCAUCACUUCGCUGGACGGUGAAAUUGUGCGCUUCAAGGACUACAUGAGCAGGUUUGCCAUCUUUUCCAACCAAGUGCGUGCGCAGGAGAAUUGGGAGCCGGCGCCGGACUUUGACCUCCUGGCGCUCGUGUUUGAGGGCAUCAAGCUGCUCUCGAGCUGGACGACGCAGAUUCACGACCAGGCCGCCUGGAAGUAUGCCCAUCCCGUCGACAAGUUCUCCAAUCGCAACUGUCCCGAAACCGCUGGCGAGUACGAGAAGCUCGUCAAAUACAAUUACUCGCUUGAGGAACGCUUUGCCUUGGUGGAGAUGAUUUCCAUGAUCAAAUCCGUGGCUACUGCGCUUCAGACGGUCAGCGCCACGAUUGCGCCGCUCAUUCGUCGCUGCAUUCACCGCGAGCUCUUCACCUUUGUGCAAAACACCCUCCUGGACAUUACCAGCCACUCGAUCAAGAAAAAGCGGCCUUCGCAGUCCGUCCUGGUCAUGAUUCGUGAUAUGCUCAUGGACGCAAAGGCCGUCAUUGAGCUUCCAGACGAAGACGACAAGAAGAAGAAGAAAGGGCCUGCUGGGCCAUCGACCCCUGUCACCUACCGCGCUUGUGCGCCGUCCUCCACCCAGCUCAACUAUGCUCGCGUGCUUCUCGAGUCCUUGUACAACGAGAAGGCUGCCGGCAUGAAAGGCACGCUGAUGAAGGGCAAGGAUUAUUCCAGCCAACAGAUUUUCGAGAUGAUGACCUUCUACAAGCGCUCCUUCUUGUAUCCUUACCUGCUUGAUCUGGACAAGUCCGUGUUGGCCUGCUCGGAUCUUUCGGUUCUUUGGUUUAAAGAGUUUUAUCUGGAAGUUACUCGCUCUGUUCAGUUCCCGAUUGAGCAAUCUUUGCCUUGGAUUCUGACCGACUCUAUCAUCGAGUCGCCAUCGGGCACUGCAACCGAGUACAUGCUCGUGCCCUUGGACUUGUACAACGACAGCGCCAACAGUGCUCUUUGGGCGCUGAAAUCUCGCUACCUUUACGAUGAAAUCGAAGCAGAGGUCAACUUGUGCUUUGAUGAGUUGGUCUUCAAGGUCAGUGAAGCUGUCUUUACCCACUACAAGACUCAAGCCUCAUGCAUCCUGCUCGAUAAGGCGCUGAAGCAUGUACUCGUCGCCAACCAUGUUGUGCGUCACUUGGACGUGCCCACACAUCGAUUUACCUCGUUGCUUCGUCAAAAGCAUGUUCAACUGCUUGGCCGCACGAUUGACUUUUCACAGCUGAUGGCCCAGCGCAUGAACCGCCUCUUGCGCUCCAGCAUUGAAAUGGCUAUUGGUCGCUUUGAGGCGCACGAGUUUGGCACGGGCAUUAUGGAGCUGGAAGGCCUGCUUGACAAUGCUCGCCUCACGCACAACCUUCUGUCCGAGUUCCUGCCCCUUGAUCCGUUUGAGGACAUGCUGCGCGAAGUGGACGAUGCCGUCGAUCUGACCUUGAACAAUGGUCGCAUUUUCUCCCACGUCGUCAUGCAACUCAUCUACGACUUCUUGCCCAACUACUCGUUCAGCUCGGGCACCCAGCAGUUUGUGCGUGCCCCGAUUGAGCUCUCGCAGACGCAAGUGGAGCGCGAUGCCAUGCCAAAGAUCAAGCACUCGCUGCUGUUUGGCAACAAGUUUGUGUACCAAGCGAUGAGCAACGUGUACGAGCCGUUCAAGGAAUCGAUCGGCCUGCAGCAAAUUGCGACCAUCAUCCGCGUUAUCGGCCAGGACAAGAUUGGCGUGCUGAUUGACGAACUGCUCAAGAAUGUCGAAGUCCAGCUGGUCAACAUGGUUUGCCCGUACGUUGAAUCCUUCAUGCGCGGCAUCCCCGUCGACAUGAAGACGCCGCUCUUCCAGUACGGCACGUUGGGAACCUUCCAGUACUUCCAAGCACACUUGAAGCCGAUCUUGGCCUACCGUGACUUGAAGACGGAGGUCUUCCAUGUGUUCCGUGAGCUCGGCAAUUCGCUCAUUUUUGCCCGUUUGCUCGAUCAGUCUAUGCUGCAACGCGAUUUGUUCACCUAUGUUCAAUCUUUGCCAUUCUACACGAUCGAUCGCUCUGGUGUGACUGUUCCCUCCACCACGGGUCAAGUGGAUCCAACUGCCUUCUUCAAAUUCGUCACCACGCAUCUCCAAGGGCAGCCUUUCUCGGAGUCUCUCGGUGGUCGUGCCGAACAGGCCAGCAAGCUCAAUGCGCCUUCCCUGGCACGCAAGUCGCUGUUUGUGCGCGUGCUUGAGCGCUUUGAUGCCUUGUUGGCCCCUGUGCGCGAAAAGUGGCGCGGAUCCCGGCCCACGAAUGGCAUUCUCAACAUUGACGAAACAAGCGAAUUCUACCGCCUGUGGAGUGUGUUGCAGUUUGCCUAUUGCACACCUGGUGCCAAGACGGAAUUUUCCACGCAAACGCUUUUCGGUGAGGGUCUGCCGUGGACUGGCUGCGCAAUCAUCUACUUGCUUGGACAACGGGUUCGGUUCCAAGUCAUGGACAUUUGCUACCACAUCGUGAACGUUCACGCUGUGGACGGUCAAGUUGGCAACAUUGGCAGCAUGAAUAUUGUCGAUUUCAUCCAAGAAGUCAAGAACUACCAGCGCCUGAACGACUCGAUCUUUGCGACGCUUCAGACGUUGUUGCCCGAUCGUGAUCUGCACGGCAACCGUUAUGGUGUGGCACAUCCUCCUCUUGACACCAAGAAGGUCCCAACGUAUGAGUCGUAUGAUGGGGAGCACGGCACCGCCGUAUCUCGAAAGAUUGAGAAAAUCGAGGCUGGCUCAGGUGUCGAAGGACAUGACACGCGCGUGUAAUCUUGGCUCAACCCGCUCUCAGAGCCGGUGCAAUGCUUGUGGUUGUGUCUAUUUCACUUGCUUUUGCAGACAUCGUCGUGCUUUGGCAUGUCUGAGCCUUUUGUUUGUUUGUUUGUUGUUGUUGUUUGAUUUUCUGUGCAGUGCAUUUUGCGUCCAUACAAUUAUGCCUUUUCUAGA